Molecule: messenger RNA, 432 nt
Organism: Megalopta genalis
Lineage: Eukaryota; Metazoa; Arthropoda; Insecta; Hymenoptera; Halictidae
Source: RefSeq, a predicted model, not a curated record
UGGGUGAAGUCACCAAAUAGUAAGUUAAAGCAGCCAGAAGCGAUUCAAAGUGUUCGAAAUGUUCAAACUGCUCGUCGCGAUAACGGUGUUAGCCGUGGUGGCCGCUCAGUCUUCCCCCGAACCGUCGGACAAGUGUUCUGGUAACCAGACCUGGUCGUUGUGCGGACAAAUAUGCGAGCCAACUUGCGACGUGCCGAAUCCUAACCCUUUUUUCUGCCCUGCAAUUGAAUGCUCGAGAUUUAUUGCCACCUGCAGGUGUAAGAGUGGCUACGUGAGGAACGAAGAAAAUAAUCAGUGCGUUAAGCUGAAGGACUGUCAUCACUAAUAAUAAUCCGAAGCGAUCUAAAGCGAUCUUAGUGCUGAGAGCUAUUGUACGACAUUAUAUUGUAAUUUAACUGUGCAAUAAAUAUAUAAUCUACGCAUAACGAAAAA